This is a messenger RNA of Kazachstania africana CBS 2517, 1062 nucleotides long. RefSeq names its product GTPase-activating protein GCS1 (gene GCS1). The transcript has a single exon. Gene Ontology annotation, cellular component: Golgi membrane. Lineage: Eukaryota; Fungi; Ascomycota; Saccharomycetes; Saccharomycetales; Saccharomycetaceae. The coding region runs from base 1 to 1062 and encodes 353 amino acids. Gene Ontology annotation, biological process: regulation of ARF protein signal transduction; regulation of endocytosis. Gene Ontology annotation, molecular function: GTPase activator activity. The record is from RefSeq and is a predicted model, not a curated record.
AUGUCUGACUGGAAAGUUAAUCCUGAUAAUCGUAGACGUCUUUUACAGCUGCAAAAAGUUGGGGCAAACAAAAAAUGUGUCGAUUGUAAUGCACCAAAUCCACAAUGGGCUUCACCAAAAUUCGGUAUUUUCAUUUGUUUAGAGUGUGCAGGCACUCAUAGAAGCUUAGGGGUUCAUAUAUCCUUUGUGAGAUCUAUUACUAUGGAUCAAUUCAAACCGGAAGAACUGAUUAGAAUGGAAAAAGGUGGUAACGAACCCUUCAACGAAUACAUGUCAUCUCACGGUAUUGAUUUGAAGUUGCCACAGAAGAUUAAAUACGACAACCCAAUUGCCGAAGAUUAUAAGGAAAAAUUGACUUGUGAAGUGGAAGGUAAAGAAUUUUCUGAACCAAGUCACCCAGAUUUUGAUCCAUCAAAGUUGAACGAAAAUUCGAUGACAGACUUUGAUACCACCGAAGCGAAAUCGGCUGCAAUCAAUAAGAGUCGAUCUGAAACUCCAUUGGAGAAUCGUCGCUCUCAAACACCAAAAGUUGCACCUGCUCAAAAGGAGAAGAAUGAAGCAUAUUUUGCUGAGCUGGGCAGACAAAACCAAGAGAAACCUGCUAAUUUACCCCCAUCUCAAGGUGGUAAAUACCAAGGCUUUGGAAGUACACCAGUAAAUAAUGGUAAUAGUUCCAAUACCACGUCGAAUAACACUUUGAGUAUGGAAAAUUUCCAAAAUGAUCCACUUGGUACUUUUACAAAGGGUUGGAGCAUGUUUUCCAGUGCUGUUACUAAAUCCAUUGAAGACGUUAACGAAUCCGUCAUCAAGCCAGGUGUUCAACAGUGGCAAUCUGGAGAACUUUCUGAAGAAACAAAGAGAGCUGCUGCUCAAUUUGGUCAAAAAUUUCAAGAAACAAGUAAUUAUGGUAAGCAAGCUUUCUCCAGUUUCACCAAAAACUUACAAGAACAAUACUACAACAACUAUGGUAAUCCCAACGAAGCUGGUCAUUCGAAUGAUAUUGCCAAUUCAAAAAAUUCGAACACUGCACAUGAAACUGAGGAUAAUUGGGAUGAUUUUUGA